Messenger RNA from Pogonomyrmex barbatus (red harvester ant), 1147 nucleotides. RefSeq lists its product as uncharacterized. NCBI's taxonomy places the organism in Eukaryota, Metazoa, Arthropoda, Insecta, Hymenoptera, Formicidae. The record is from RefSeq and is a predicted model, not a curated record.
UCCUCGCCGUCGGUUGCCGACGAUGACGGUAAUUCAAUCAAAGUCCAUCGAGUCCGUCAAGACUUUUAAAUCUUCGACGAAGGCGUGAUCGAGGUCUAUACGACGACGAGCUGUGAAUCGCCUUGGCAACCGGCCAUCAAAACACUGCGUACGUUAAUAACGUCGACGGGGUGUGAUCGGGCGAACCGCCCGGCCAGUCACUCGGCGUCCUGUGGAUUCUACUCUGUGACGACGUACGCGACGACGUUGGAUUAUCGGCGGAGAACGAUUGGAGAACGUCGGUUCCGCGACUGAGAUGAUCACCGGCGUGGAAUCCGCUCGGUAUCACCCGGGAUGUAGAAGCUGACGUCGACGAGAGUGCGAUUCCAUCGGGAACGAGCACCUUCGGAUCGCCGAAGCAUGAACGUAGGGUAUCCCCGGAUCGUUUGCCUCGCGCUCACCGUCCUCGCCUUCUUCCAAAGAGGGUGGGCCAUCGACUGUUUCAAGUGUGUCUCGAUCGAUGGCGAUAACAAACCCUGCGAUGACCCAUUUCACAACAAUGGGAGCCGCGCUUUCUUAGAGUCGCCCUGCCUGGGGGGUCGAAAAGGCCGGGAUGGUCUCUUCCCGGCAACCGCUUGUCUCAAAAUCGCCGGCGUAUACGAUGAGUCCGGUGUGUCUCUGAUGGUGAGGAGCUGCGCAUUGGAUAGCGGAACUCUGACAACGGAUUCCGAGAUUAUUAGAAUGUCACACUGCGGUGGUUUCUACUUCGACGACAAGUAUGUGCGCGGAUGUGUGCAAUCCUGCAGCGAUGCGGACGCGUGUAACGCGUCGUCGAGAAAUCUCGCACCGCUGAUCGUCCUCCUAUUGCCGAUCCUCGUGGGACUCGCGUGAUCCAGAAGGAGACGAACGGCGAAUCUGAGGGAAUCACAACACAUGAAUGAAUGUUGUAGUGGAUACUAACGGUGAUGAGCUUCUCGUUAAAUCUUACGAUGCGUCAAGCAAACCACAUAAUGAAUAUACUGCCAGAUUAUGAUUAAUAAGCUAUAGUCUCAUUAUCGUCAAGCAACAAUCCACGCGCCAUGUACUCUGGCUAUCACCGGCUAUAUGUACGAUACAUUGAUUAUAAUUACAGCUUCAUAUCAAUAAAGCAUAUCUUGAAAUUGUUAAA